Messenger RNA from Caenorhabditis remanei, 336 nucleotides. RefSeq lists its product as uncharacterized. The record is from RefSeq and is a predicted model, not a curated record. The transcript has a single exon. The coding region runs from base 1 to 336 and encodes 111 amino acids. NCBI's taxonomy places the organism in Eukaryota, Metazoa, Nematoda, Chromadorea, Rhabditida, Rhabditidae.
AUGGCCGUGAACCAAUCGACAACUGUUCACUCGAAAGACGCAACAACGGAGGAAUUCAUUCAAAAAUACAUGUCACUUAUCAUCGCUGCAUGCAUUGGAACCAUCAUUUUGGGUCUUCUUUUAGCUUCUGGAUUCAUGUAUUUAACGAAGAAAAAAGGGAAAAAGGAAGAUUCAAAUCAGUCAAAACAAAGAAGUUUCAAUGAAAGAUCUGUGACUACUCCGCCGAAAAUUCCAACUGACAAACCGACGAAAAGUGCAACGACGACUGAAAGUUCCAUGAGUUCCGUGAUUUCGAGUGGACCAAGUGAAACAAAAAUAGAAACAGCGAAAAAAUAA